CUGACAGCAGAGGGGGGGGACGCUUCUUACCUGUACCUGUGGGAAGGAGUGCCACUCGUCAUCGUCCGAUUCCAAAUCAGGAUCAACUUUUUCCUCUUCUUCCAGCAGCCCGGAGAGGUAGAAGUCGGCCAGCACGGCUGGGAAGUGAAGCAGCGACUGCACCAGGACUCCGAGCAUGGAGCCUAUCACGUCGUGGAGCGAGGAGAGAGUCGGCGAGUGGCUCCAAGGUCUGGAUGCCCCCCUGCAUCAUUACCAGGUGUCGGAGUGGCGUUUAUCAGGUCUGGAUCUGCUCCAGCUGACCUCGCAGGACCUGGAAAAGUUGGGAGUGCACAAGAUUGGACACCAGGAGCUCAUACUGGAGGCUGUGGAGAAGCUCUGCUCUCUGACAUAUGGCAUAGGUGGAGAGAACCUACGUGGCCUGACAGAGAAGCUGCGCACCAUUUCCCACACCCUCCAGAUGGGCAUCCAGAGCCGCUGGCGCCUCAACAGCUACAAUGGACGCAGCACCACCAAGCUGCCUGCUGGAGUUCUGCAGGUUGUAGUGGAGCUCAUCAUCUCUGCCAAAGGACUCUUCUCUUUGCUCAACAGGUAUCAGUUUUUCCAGCUUAGCGGAUUUACCAGUGCCAAGAACAUAUUUGACUACUGCAGAGAGCUGGGAGACAUUGUCCACAAGCAGGACAUCACUGUCUAUGAUAAGGAGAAGGACAUCAUCUCUGUGUGCCGUCAGCUGGUGGCAGUGUGCGAUGAGAUCCUGAGCUCCAGCCCCGAGUCACUUCUCACCCACACCGCUCAGCUGGAGAGUGUGGACCUGGUGCCCGUCGCGCCCGGGGAUCAGCUGGUAAAGCCUUAUUUUGAAAUAGAGGGGAUUGAGAUAUCGUCCACCGGCUCCAGUAACCACUACGUGACCGGAACUGCAGCUGAGCCUUCGUCUGAUGUCUAUGUGAAGAUCUUGGCUGGCGAUGAAGUGAUUCAAGUCAAUGACCAGAUAGUGGUGGGCUGGAGCAGAGCGAACCUCGUGAAGAAGCUGCGGGAGAAUCCCAGCGGAGUGACUCUGGUCCUGAAGAAGAUCCCUGCAUCGGUGCGACGCAGACACCCGCUCCAGCUCUCCUCCUCACAGAAGGAGAAAGAGAAGAAAGAAGAGAGGUCAGAGGAGGAAGAGGAAGAGGAAGAGGAGGCGAAUCCCAGGCACUCCAUAUUUGAGAGGGUAGCAGCUUCCGUCAGGUCCCUGUCCUUCAGGAGAGCCGUUCACGGGCCAGAGGUACAGCAGCAGCCUAUGGGACAGGAGGAAUCGGAGUUGCCCUCUGACAAAGACCCGGAGGGGAGUCUGACGCUCACGUCAUAUCAGAACCAACAGGGGAGGCUCUCACCGCUGUCCGCCUCAGGGGAGUUAGCGAGUUUUGAGAGUUCGAGGCUCUCGCCAGGACUGAGACAAGAACGGUCGCCGUCGCCCAGAAGUCCGUCUCCCUUAAUAUUCGAGUCGUUCAGAAGUUCUUCACCUCAGGGAGUCAACCAGGAAACAGCUAGCAUAAGUUCCUGCCCUGAAAUGGUGGGUCACAUGGGGAAUAAAGACAGAGAGAAGAGCUCGACAAAAGGAAUGACGACGGCUCUAAGUCGGCGUCGCGUGUCCUGCCGCGAGCUUGUUCGCCCUGAUUGCGACGGCUGGCUGUGGAAGAAGAGGAAGGAGAGCAGCGUCUUCCUCACCCAGAAGUGGCAGCGCUUCUGGUUCGUCCUGAAGGGGCCUGCUCUUUAUUGGUACACCAGCCAACAGGACGAGAAGGCGGAGGGUUUCGUCAACAUCGCCAGCUACAACAUAGAGAGCGCCGGAGAGCACAAGAGAAAAUACGUGUUUCAAAUGCGUCACCAGCGGUUUCAGAACUUCUUCUUCGCUGCUGACAAUGUCAGUGACAUGAGCAAGUGGAUAAACUGUCUGAUCACAGCCAUACAGAGGCAUAAGAAGUUCCAGCAAGGCCCAGAUAAAGAAGAAGAAUGUUACAGCGAGACCGAAUCUGAAAGCGAGAGAUCACCUUCGCCCCGCAGACGAAACAAGGUCAGCACGAAAGUGCAGUCCCACACUCUACCUCGCCCAAAGGGGAAGACGUCAAGGGUGCCAUUAUCGAGUCCUUCAACAGGGGGCAGCAAAGGAACAGCAGGGCCGGAAGACGAGAUGAGCACGAUGCUGAACAGCAUAAAGGAAGGAGGGGUUUCUCUGAUAGGCCACGAGCAGCCGUUUACGCACGACCACUUCAGGAAGUCGUUCAUCCGACGCAACAAGAACCCCGUCAUCAACGAGAAAAUACACACACUGCGGGCCCUGCAGAGCACUCUGAAGGCCAAAGAGGCGGAGCUGCUGCAGAUCAACAAGAUCUUAGAGGACUCUGAUCUGACGGCCUCAAAGUACCGUCAGUGGAAGGAGCACCACGAGGAGCUGGUUCAAGAGAUCGACAGGGCGGCCGCGCUCAAGGCCUCCAAAGAAGGACUGGACGAGGCGUCAGCGCAGAACACGCCCGCUGAGGAGGUUGCCACGGAAACUGUCGCCAAGGAAACAGCCACCACAGAGACGGAGGGCGCGUACAGACUGAGCCUCAGCGACGGGGAGCAGCUAGUGGACGCGGAGCCGUCUGAUGUUCUCCUGGAGAUCGCGCAGGGUUCUCUGAGCGCCGAGUCGAGUCCGGUGUUAGAACUGUCCCUGGGCUCGCUGCAGGAGUCGAUAAACAAGCAGCUGAGUGAAAUGGCGGAGAGCGGAGAAGUUUCGGAGGGCUACUUCUACAUUUGAGGCCACGUCACCGCAGCAUGGCAGCAGUGUUUGAGAGACGUUCAUUUGAAAGAAUUAGCUAGUCUUGCCAUCAAAUCAGCACUUUAAUCGAGUGAAAGACCUGACUUGCAAAUUCAAAACCCAGUAACAUAAUAAUACCACAACGAGUUUACAACAGAGACAAGAACAAUUUGCCAAGUGUCAGCCUGAGAUCAGUGUGUAUUUAUGAGGAUUCUGAGGCUGUCUUGUUCUUCUGAUGAUCAAAAGUAGAACUUUUCUUAGAAUUCAGUGUAAUAUAAGUCAUGCCUCUUCUAAUGUGAUAUGUAAAUACAGUUUCACUAUAAAUACUGUAUGUAUUUGUUAAUGGACGUUACCUUAAUAGAGGUAUACAUGUGAGAUAUUUUGCACAUAAUUUGUCAGAAACACUGUUGUUGAUUUUGUUUUGUUUUUAGCCUUCUGGCCCCCUGUGGAGAACAUGGACUUGUUAGUACAGUAGAGCUGUGUGACAGGGUUCUGCUUCAGUGUUCCUUUAUUGUCCAAGUCUGGCACGGACGCAGCGAGACAAGAGACGACUCCCUCAAAGCGCUGUGAUGUCGGCCCUGCUCCUUUUUUCACUGUAUUAUUGAUCAGUUUUAAUAAAAAAGGGAGCGUGGUGAUCUCUGAAA
Molecule: messenger RNA, 3417 nt
Organism: Acanthopagrus latus (yellowfin seabream)
Lineage: Eukaryota; Metazoa; Chordata; Actinopteri; Spariformes; Sparidae
Gene: cnksr1
Product: connector enhancer of kinase suppressor of Ras 1
Exons: 21
Coding region: 176-2773 (865 amino acids)
Molecular function (GO): protein binding
Source: RefSeq, a predicted model, not a curated record